Molecule: messenger RNA, 1071 nt
Organism: Coprinopsis cinerea okayama7#130
Lineage: Eukaryota; Fungi; Basidiomycota; Agaricomycetes; Agaricales; Psathyrellaceae
Exons: 13
Coding region: 1-1071 (356 amino acids)
Source: RefSeq, a predicted model, not a curated record
AUGUCGGAGGUCGACGUCCCAAUGACAUUUGGUGCUCUCCUCAUAGGAGGCAUCAUCGCGAUCAUGUUUUCGGGCGUCACGAUAGCGCAGUGUGUCAUUUUCCUGAAGCUGUUCCCUAGGGAAACGAUCUGGAUGAAACUAAUGGUCUUUGCUGUCUGGCUGCUCGAUAUGUUGCAUUCGAUUUUCAUCUCGAUGUCGCUCUGGAACUACUUGAUUGUCCACUUUGGGAACCACGCGGGUAUUGACAUCGUCCCAACGAGUCUCGCUCUGACUAUAGUCGCAACGGCCAUCCUGACAUUUGGCGUCCAUUGCUUCUUCAUUUAUCGCAUCUUCGUUUUGGCCAAAAACAACUAUUUCAUCACCGUUCCUAUCCUCCUCAUCGCUGCCGCCCGGCUUUGUUUCGCGUGUCUUACUACGUCCAAACUCAUUGAGUUCCGGAGUUUGGAAGUCUUCGUUGCGCUCUUCACCUGGUCCUUCACGACCGGUCUCACCCUUUCAGCAGUCGUGGAUGUACUCAUUACGGGGCUGAUGUGCUACCUCCUACGCGCUCGUCGAAAGCAAUAUUCAAGCAUGAACAAAGUUCUCGACACUCUGAUUCUGUAUGCUUUCGAGAACGGGUUCUUGACUACCUUGGCUGCCUUGCUCUCCCUGAUCACAUGGUUGACGAUGAAGCACAACCUCAUUUUCCUUGCCACACAUUUCAUUAUCAUCAAAUUUUAUGCCAACUCUCUUCUUGCAACUUUGAACGCGCGGAAGCAGCUCCAGGGAGGAAAGAUCACUAUGCACACGACUAACCUCGCGACAGCAACUACACUUGGAACAGUCUCCACGAAUUUCCCUACUCACAAUUCGAAGCCCCACGGCCGAGCUCUCUCCCAGUCCAUCGUCUUUGGGCCUAACAGCUUCUCCGGCGUACAGGGUCCAGACUCUCGGGAGAAAGCUGAUUUCGAGCUUGAGUCUGUGAGUGGUGCAGAAGAGCUGCAAGAUUUGUCGCAGGACAACAGGCUUCGAAUCAAGGUCGAUAGGACCCACGUCCGAGUGACAGACGGUGAACCCAGGUCUCCGGCUUAG